Molecule: messenger RNA, 2406 nt
Organism: Hypomesus transpacificus
Lineage: Eukaryota; Metazoa; Chordata; Actinopteri; Osmeriformes; Osmeridae
Gene: dffa
Product: DNA fragmentation factor, alpha polypeptide
Exons: 6
Coding region: 124-1092 (322 amino acids)
Biological process (GO): apoptotic process; regulation of apoptotic process
Source: RefSeq, a predicted model, not a curated record
GAAAACAUGAUCGUAACUACUGGAGGUAGUUCCUUGUGGGCGGUAGUGUGUAUAGUUCAUCGGCGGUAAAAUAACUUACUGUCGGCUUUAGCUUAAUUUCACUUUGUCUACGACAGCGACGUGAUGACAGAAUUAAAACCUUGUAAGGUGUGCAAUGUCUCACGGCAGAAAUCAUACGGCUUGGUGGUUUCUUCUUUAACACAACUGAAGAUUAAAGGAUGCGAGUCUCUUGGCUUCGAUCCAGACGCCGUCUCUGUGGUUUUAGAAGAUGACGGGACAAUAGUAGAAGACGAGGCCUACUUCUUGUGCUUACCACCCAACACAAAGUUCAUGCUUUUGCACCAAAGAGAGAUAUGGGCCCCACUUAAAAAAAUUGACGGAGGGACGGCAUGGCUGACCAGGGACUCUAUGGACCUGGAGACAGUGGAGGCAGAUUCAGUGGACAGCUCAUUGGCUGUACCCCACUCCUGGCAGUCCCUGGCUCAGCAGCUGAGACAGGACCUGGCCAGCAUUAUCCUCAUGUCUGAGGCUGACCUGCAGUCCCUGGUGGACGUCCCUGGCUUGGAGCUGGCCUCCGCCCUGGGCUUCCAGGAGAACAAGGCUCAGAACCUCCAGGAGACCCUUCAGAGGGUGUUGGACCGCAGGGAGGAGGAGAGGCAAUCCAAGGAGCUGCUCCAGCUGUACCUCAGAGCUGUGGAGAAGGAGGACAGCCAGCCUGCCCUGCCCAGCCAGACCGGGGCAGGUGACAUGGACGUGCCAGAUGGGAUGGAGGUAGACUCAUCGUCAGGUUUCAUGUCCAGGACUCUGAUGGUCAUGAAGGGCAAGACCAGCCCUGAGACCAGGCUCUCCAACGAGGAGAUCCAGAUGGUGGUGAGUAAGGGCGCAGCCUCCAUGGAACAGGUGCUGGGCUGGGGCCCUGAGAGGACCUCGGCUCUGCUGCAGGCCUGCGAAGGAGAGCUGACCAGGAGACUGCAGAAGGUCCAGGCCAUGCACUCUCUCACCGCCUCCUCCAUCUCCCCCUCACAGCAGGAUGGCACUCUGCCCUCAGCGGACAGCCCGGACCAGCACACGCCAGUCAAGCGUAGCAAGUAGGCUAACACGGUGCUCCCUGAACACUGGGGCUGAUGAGAGCACAUGUUGCCUGCGCCGAAGGGGAAGGAUGAUAAGCCUCGCUGUUAGCGCUAGCCGUUCAUGUUGAUGUAUGCCUCCAUCAGGGAAUGCUGAUGAGGCAGAUGGAUGAAAUUAGCCAAGAUAACACAUCUGGGAGUAUGGGGGGUGAAGGGAGGGGUGGGGGUGGGGGGGGCAAAGCCUAUUUGUCAUGAGCCAAAAUACAUUUGCAUGUAUAUAUUUUUUUUUUUGCUUAACUCGUGUUUAUGAGAGAAGCUGGGAGAGGACCACUUGUGGUGUGUGUUGAUAGAGUUCUCAAGACGUGGAUAUUGAACCCUGAAAUGUCCAGAUUUGGGGUUAUGUGCACCGUCUGUUCUAGAGGGUUUGCCAUGGCUCUUAUCCCCAAGCAAGUGAUUGAUCCUCUACCUUAACAGACGGGAGUCUUAAUAAAUCAUAAUUAUCUGAGAGAGACAGAAAGUUGAGGAAAGAAGGCGGUAAUGGCUUAGAACAAUUUGUCUCUGCCGCUGACUUAAAAAGUUGCGUCCAUAUUUGCCUCUGUUUGUUCAUUCUUUAGACCCAACAAAGCCUCACACUUGAAGUUAUUAUUUUUUGACUCACAAAUCAAGUUCACUUUUCAAAUAAUGACCAAACUAUGUGCUAUGAUAUGCAGAUACUCCUUAGCUUAUAUUAUACAUUGUACUUAAACUGUGUCGUAUAGAAGCCACUUUUUCUGCGCUUGUGUUUUGGACACCAGUACCCCCUAAUUAUAGAAGGGAUGAGUGAUUGUGAUGUAACCAUGCAUGUGCGCCCAUGUGAGUCAUGUUUGUGCGUUGAUACGACAGCUCUGUGAUAUCAUACCCCCUGGUCUAUACCAUGAGCACUUCUAGCCCCAUUAUCACAUAUCACACAAUACAGGGUGGUGUUUGAGAACAUGUUACCAGACAUGACAGAACCAGGAGAAUAUUUCACCUUAAAAACAGGCUUAUGUUAUUUUGGAUUCAAUUAAAAAAUGGUGUCCUCAACCUGAACGCUCCCUUAAAGGCUGGCAUAAGUUCAUCCCUUUCCAACCUAAUUUUGUUCCUAUGAAAUAUAUGGUGUUAUUGUCAUGUAAUGUAUUAGUAACAUGUUUUUAUGGGAGCUCUGUGUGUACGUUUUUUAAGUCAGUGUCCUAAUGAGGCACUUUGUUUUUGCAUGUUUGCUUUGCUGUUGAAAGGAGGCAGAACACUGCUUCCAGUAUUACUUUGACCAAUCACAGAAUGAUGUCUUCCUGACUACAAUAAACUGUAACUUGGACCUGUA